UUCAGCUCUCUCUCUCUCUCUCCUCUCUCCCUUAGGGUUUCGUGCUCCCGACCUUCUCCCUCCGAUCUCCAUGGCCGGAAUACGAUGGCCGCCGGAAGACUCCGAUCUCCUCCCGCCCCGGCCUCCAACUACGGCCGACCUGAUCUCCGACGACGACCGCUCCGUCGCCGCCGACUCAUGGUCAAUAAAGAGCGACUACGGCAGCACGCUGGACGAUGAUCAGCGCCACGUGGACGCCUCAGAUGCGCUCUCCAUAGGCACCUUCCGUGCCGCUUCCGACUACAGUUCUGACAAGGAUGAGCCAGAUGCUGAAAUGGAAGCAUCAGUGUUGGGUUUACAAAGCUAUUGGGAUACCACAUAUGCAGGUGAACUGGCGAAUUUCCAUGAGCAUGGCCACACUGGUGAAGUUUGGUUUGGGAAUGAUGUCAUGGAGGUUGUUGCAAGCUGGACUAAAAACUUGUGUGUCGACAUUUCUCAAGGCCGUACACAGAACUUGGCUAAUGAUGAGAGUUCGAGUUCCGAGUCUGGUGAAGGGGUCAACAAAUACUUGUCCAACUGGAGCGUGCUUGACAUCGGAACAGGGAACGGUCUGCUUCUGCAAGAACUCGUAAAGCAAGGGUUCUCGGAUUUGACUGGAACUGAUUACAGUGAAGCAGCAAUUGAUCUUGCACGGAACCUUGCCGCUCGUGAUGGAUUCACCAGUAUCAACUUUUUGGUCGAUGAUGUCCUUGAGACGAAGUUGGAGAAACAAUUCCGACUCGUUAUGGAUAAGGGGACCUUGGAUGCAAUUGGACUGCACCCUGAUGGCCCUAUCAAAAGGAUCAUGUAUUGGGAGUCGCUUUCAAAGUUGAUUGCUCCUGGUGGAAUUCUGGUGAUCACAUCGUGCAACAGCACGAAAGAUGAACUGGUCCAUGAGGUGGACAGUUUUAACCAAAGGUGUGUUGGACUGCCGGAUUCAGAGCCACCCAAGGAAGAAGAAGAUUGCAGAGAGACUCCUCCGUUCCGGUACCUCAACCAUGUCCAGACGUACCCCACAUUUAUGUUCGGUGGGGUGGAAGGUUCCCGUGUUGCGACUGUUGCAUUCCAAAGGACCUGAAGGGAUGGGUUUCGGUAGUGACAUCUCUCCAGCAAUGUUUGUGGAAUUUUGGUGUGGGCCAUGAUGUAUGAGCACAUUUGUAUUUCAGAUCUAUGCUUCUUGUUUGCAUGUGGGAGCAAAGGAUUAGCAUAAGGCCGUUCAUCAGGUGGACCCUGUCAUGAAUAUGCCGUUGUUAGAGAGUCAGGCUGGUCUAGCCAUUAGAUGGACCAUACUUGUACGCCCAAAUUGGACCCUCUCUCAAUUGUCCAUUUUUAUUUUUAUUUUUCUUUUAAAUAUGUAGCCAAAAUUCAUGACUGCACAGGUCUGGCUUUCAUGCCAAAGGCCCAUUCAUGGUGUGACCCACCUGAUGAAUGGUCUAAGACUCCCUUCUUCAAUUCCAUAAAUGGAUAUUUGCUCUA
Messenger RNA from Magnolia sinica, 1494 nucleotides. RefSeq lists its product as uncharacterized. The transcript is spliced from 7 exons. Gene Ontology annotation, molecular function: protein-lysine N-methyltransferase activity. NCBI's taxonomy places the organism in Eukaryota, Viridiplantae, Streptophyta, Magnoliopsida, Magnoliales, Magnoliaceae. Gene Ontology annotation, biological process: peptidyl-lysine monomethylation; peptidyl-lysine dimethylation. Bases 71 to 1096 code for a protein of 341 amino acids. Gene Ontology annotation, cellular component: cytoplasm. The record is from RefSeq and is a predicted model, not a curated record.